UCAAAACAUAUGUUAAGAAACUAGAAGCUUCACAAUCUCAUCUGAGCGUCACACUUUUCCAUCAAAUUCCAACCAAAGAAAUCCUCAGAGAAAAUCCCCUUUUCCUUUCUCUCUCUCUGUCGCGGGCACACACACAUGAACUGAAUUUUGUGCUAAUCAAUGAAGAUUCAUAGGUCCUCUGAUCGUACAAGUUCUGGUGGCUGAAGUUGUGUAUUGGCAGUGUCUUCCAUUAUCUAGCAAUGGAUUUUUCAUUUUUCAGUAAUUUCCUGUGGUUCAAACCUCAUUCUGCAAAUGAUAUGGCAUCAACAGUUGUAUCUACUAGCACCCUAGUGAAAGCACCAAAACAAAAUGCUCCGUUUGAUGCUAAGUUUUGGAAAUGGACCGUGUUUUCAUUUGUUCCUUGGGCUAAAGAAGCUGAGGGUAAUAUGCAGAUGCCAACAACUGUCAACAAGAAACUGAAAAGGCGCAGGCCAUCUCAUGAAAGUGUAGACUCUCAAGCUCGGACGUCAACCAUACGCUUUAGACCAUAUGUUUCUAAAGUUCCAUGGCAUACAGGUCCAAGAGCCUUUCUUUCUCAAUUUUUCCCUCGAUAUGGUCAUUACUGUGGACCAAACUGGUCAAGUGGGAAAGAUGGAGGGUCACCAAUUUGGGACAGAAGACCCAUUGAUUGGUUGGAUUUUUGCUGCUAUUGUCACGACAUGGGCUAUGAUUCUCAUGAUCAGGCGGAACUUCUCAAGGCAGACCUUGCAUUCCUCGAGUGCUUGGAGAAGCCAAACAUGAGUACUCGAGGAGAUCCUCAUGUAGCUCUGCUUUACAAGACUAUGUGCAUAUCAGGCCUCAAGAACAUAUUGAUACCUUACAGACAACAACUUAUUACCUUACAAUCUAGGCAGUUAUCUUUUGGAUUUGGAUGGCUCGGCGGUAUCAUGGAACCUGCAAAAUGCUUGAAAGACCGUUUCAUAUGGUUACAUAAGUAGGCAUGUGAGCAAUCGCGCGCACCUAUUCAUUAUAGAAACAGAAGCAGCUGCAAUCUACAUUUUAGAAAGGUGAAGAUUGUGGUGCAGAACAAGACAUUUCUGGCAAGUCUAUACCAUAAUGUCUUAGAAAAGAUAGCUGUAUAUAUAACAUUGGAAAUUAAAGAAACUCAAGAACUUCAUUAUGAUAUAAUUAGUUGUGUAGCUACUCCACUGCUUGUACAUUAUUCUCAAUUAACUUUGCAUCUAGUGUAUAUAUUUGGUAUUUUCUA
This is a messenger RNA of Solanum dulcamara, 1246 nucleotides long. RefSeq lists its product as uncharacterized. The record is from RefSeq and is a predicted model, not a curated record. The coding region runs from base 240 to 977 and encodes 245 amino acids. NCBI's taxonomy places the organism in Eukaryota, Viridiplantae, Streptophyta, Magnoliopsida, Solanales, Solanaceae. Gene Ontology annotation, molecular function: A2-type glycerophospholipase activity. Gene Ontology annotation, biological process: arachidonate secretion; phospholipid metabolic process. The transcript has 3 exons.